GUUAUUACCGAAAUGAAGGCUACUACUUCCGUCCGCUUCCAGAAGGAUACCUCAAGCAGCGGCGGCGACGAGCUUUCGUUACACUACCUCUCGGAUCACAGCCUGAACAUCGCCCGGUCUCGGUUGCAGGAAGAAGAGCAGCUGUGUCCGCAGGACGAUAUGAACCACUGUUACAGUCGCCUGAAGCGCCUCGUACCCACCAUACCGCGGCAUAAGAAAGUCAGCAAAGUGGAGAUCCUUCAGCACGUCAUAGAUUACAUCCUGGACCUGCAGCUAGCGCUAGAGACGCACCCUUCUCUCCUGAAACAACAGACCGGGACAUGCCCGCCGCACCCCGCCUCUAACCGGACACCACUAACGGUUCUCAACACAGACCACCAGAGGAUGUCAACAGGCCAAUAGGAGGACUCCGUUUUGUGUCGCUGAGAAAUGGUGUGCAGAGCGGUUUCGGUGCACAGAGCAGAGCUGAGAGCAGAGAGCAGGGGAGAGCUGCUCCAGUCCACACCCAGCUCAGCCUCAGCCUCCAGCCAGGGAAUCUCAGCCAGCAACACGAAGCUUUAUCACACAGGGGGGGACCCCCCCCCCUCCUCCGCUGAAGAACCUGCUACGGGCAAAUAAAACCCUAUUUAUAACACGUUUAUUAAAAACAAACUAAAGCUGUGUUCAACUGGCCCAUAACUUAACUUUUUAUGUCAAAUACUAUUACAAUCUAAACGGGUGGAAGAAGAAUCCCUUGUUGUGAGGUCUUGCUAGAAACUAGAGCUCGUUGAACAACAAAUACUAGUUUAUAAAAUUAAAAUAACUAAAACCAAAAGUGUGGAACUUUUACUAAAUUGGAAAAUAAUUGUACAUGUUUGGACAUCUAUUGUUUAGAAUAGAUGAUUUUUGUGUUGAACAAGGUUUUUCCCCCCCUGAGAUAAACAUGUUUCAUAUUGUAAAGAGGAACAAAUGACUGGAGACAUUUCAGAUUGUAGAAACAGAUGCUCAAAGGUGGAAGAAAAUGUCUGUUACGCUCAAAUAGACUAUUGUAAUUAUAAGAUAUUUUUAUUAAAACCUUUUGACGUGUAAAUAAUGUGUUUUUGGACUUUGAAGUGGAUUAAAUAUUAAUACUUCAAGAUGUUACGUUAAUAAACUCUCCACAGCA
Salvelinus fontinalis (brook trout) is the source of this 1144-nucleotide messenger RNA. Its product is annotated as DNA-binding protein inhibitor ID-4-like. Gene Ontology annotation, biological process: circadian regulation of gene expression; cell differentiation; negative regulation of transcription by RNA polymerase II. The coding region runs from base 13 to 402 and encodes 129 amino acids. Gene Ontology annotation, molecular function: protein dimerization activity; transcription regulator activity. Gene Ontology annotation, cellular component: nucleus; cytoplasm. The transcript has 3 exons. NCBI's taxonomy places the organism in Eukaryota, Metazoa, Chordata, Actinopteri, Salmoniformes, Salmonidae. The record is from RefSeq and is a predicted model, not a curated record.